AUGACUGGUCGUCCUCUCCUACCCCAGUCUGCCUCUGCCUCGUCGACCUCCCUGGCCAAUUAUCAAAUGUCAAACCUCAGUCUCGACAGCAACAAUCCCGAAUCAGGUGGCACACCUACUGAGAGCAAGACCCCCGAUCUUCGAGCUUUGCUCUCUCAAGUCGUUGACUGGCUACAAGAAGAAAAGACCAAGCGCCAGAGACGGCGACACCGGCUCCAUCAUCUUCCUUCUCACCUUGACCACCGUCGCCACCAUGCAAGUCCACUGGCCGAACAAUCUGAGGAUAGCUCCUCACGAGGCUACGAUAGCGGGGCGGAAAGCGAAGCAGAUCAGUCCCUCGAGAGACUGGAAAACAUUCUCUCGGGAUUCACUUCGUUCAUGCCCGCAUUUCCUCGACCAACACACAAAUCUUCCACCUCGCUCCUGAGGAAAGGAUCCAUAGCUAGGAAAUACAAAAGAGCCUCAACGGUGCCGCACUCUUCUGACACCGAGUUCUUUGGGGAUGAUAUCCUGGUGCCGAGUGUCGAAGCUUACCUGGACAACUCGAAAACCAUGGCGUUCACCGGGGGUACGGACGCCGACACCAGCGACAACGCCAAAAGUCGAGACUACGAACAUUGGCUCAAGUUCAAGACGGACAUUGUGCGCUUGACACAUACUCUGAAGCUCAAAGGCUGGCGGCGUGUUCCUAUCGAACGGGCUCAAGACAUCGAUGUCGCCCGUCUCAGUGGAGCACUCACCAACGCCGUCUAUGUUGUCCGGCCUCCAAAGAAUAUGUCCGAAUACGACCAACCCAAGACAACCGACUCUUCUGCUCUAUCACGUCCCAUCACGAAACGUCAACCUCUCCAACUCCUGCUGCGCAUUUAUGGACCACAGGUCGAACAUCUCAUCGAUCGCCAGGCCGAACUCAACAUUCUCCGCCGACUCUCCCGCAAACGCAUCGGACCUCGUCUAUUGGGGUCUUUUGACAACGGUCGUUUCGAGGAGUAUCUGCACGCCAGGACCCUCACGGCCGAAGACCUCCGGGAGCCCGAGACGUCCAAGCAGAUUGCGAAACGAAUGCGCGAGCUCCAUGACGGGAUCGACCUUUUGGAAGAGGAAGUCGACGCCGGUCCUGCAGUAUUCAUCAACUGGGACAAAUGGGUGGAUCGAUGCGAGAGAAUCAUCACCUGGCUGGACAAACAAGUCUACAAAGCCGAACAAGAGGCCCAAUCCGGAACAGAAAGUGGUCCAUCUAUCAUCAACCCGCGGUACGUUCGACGCGGACUCAUCUGUGGCGUGGAAUGGCCCGUUUUCCGCAAAACAUAUGAAGCGUACCGAAAACGCGUGAUCGCCGACUGCGGCGGGAUGAGUGGGAUCCGGAAAGCUCUUGUCUUUGCACACAAUGACACGCAAUAUGGGAAUUUGAUGCGUCUGGAACCUAGCGGGGAGUCGCCCCUACUACAACCCUCGAACCAGCACAAGCAAUUGGUGGUCAUUGAUUUUGAAUACGCGUCGCAGAACACCAGGGGCCUCGAGUUCGCCAAUCACUUCACGGAGUGGUGCUAUAACUACCACCAUCCGGAUCACAGUUAUGCGUGUGAUACACGCAGGUAUCCCGACGAAAAUGAACAACAUCGCUUUGUCCGCAGUUAUGUCAUGCAUCGACCGCAAUUCAACCCGUCGGCCAGCGACACGCCGAAGAUGGAGGGGAGGGAGAAGACGAACAUUGGUGACUUCAUGCUCGAUGUGAGGACGCCUGUGGGGGGGACUGGUGGUGGCGGUGGCAAUGUCAUUGAAUCAGACUACGAAAGGGAGGAAACGGAACGAGAGAAGGCCCAGGAAGAGGAGAUUCAGAGCUUGUUGAGGGAGACGAGGGUAUGGAGGCUUGCGAACUCCGCCCAAUGGGUUGCCUGGGGCAUCGUGCAGGCCAAAAUCCCCGAGUUGGACGCUUUGGAGAAAGAGAUGGAGAUGGAGGUUAAUGGAAAGAGCAAAACCAUGGCGGCGGCGGGUGCCAUGAUGGACCGAGUCAAAGGAAUGACCAGAGCAGGAGUUGAAGCGGCUGUGGCAGGAUGGAAGGGCGAUAAGAACAAGAAUCUUCAUCCUAUGUCGGAUCCUCUGGAUGAGGAAGAGAAGAGAAUUCAGCGGGAAAGUCGAGGGGACAGACCGGAGAGCAGAUAUGAAGAGGAGGCACAUCAUGAGGGUGAUGCAGGUGUUGUUAUUGUAACUGGAGAGAAGAAUCCGGCUGGACUUACUUCCCCACCGAACGAGGAGAAGACUGAAGACACGGAGACGGCCGGUUCAGGGGUGACGAAUGGAGGUGCUGUGUCUCCAGCUCGCCCUCGUGCUGGCACUCAAGACCAGAAUCAGGCUCCGACUGCGCAAGGGACCCAGGAUGCCGGAGCCGUCACUGGAUCGGCAACAGAUGAGGCUGAUACUGAAGCUGAGGCGGGUCGCGAUGACAACGUGGACAAUACCCCAUUGGUCCAUGAAAGCCUCGAUCCAGCCGAAGACGAGCACGAAGAAUUCGAUUAUCUCGCCUAUGCCCAGGAACGCGCCAUGCUGUUCUGGGGCGAUUGUAUCCAGAUGGGUCUGGUCAAGGAGGAAGAGUUGCCGGAAAAUUUGAGACGGAGAGUCAAGAUCGUGCCAUAUUGA
This is a messenger RNA of Capronia coronata CBS 617.96, 2637 nucleotides long. RefSeq lists its product as uncharacterized. Gene Ontology annotation, cellular component: cytoplasm. NCBI's taxonomy places the organism in Eukaryota, Fungi, Ascomycota, Eurotiomycetes, Chaetothyriales, Herpotrichiellaceae. Gene Ontology annotation, molecular function: choline kinase activity; ethanolamine kinase activity. Bases 1 to 2637 code for a protein of 878 amino acids. Gene Ontology annotation, biological process: phosphatidylcholine biosynthetic process; phosphatidylethanolamine biosynthetic process. The record is from RefSeq and is a predicted model, not a curated record. The transcript has a single exon.